Messenger RNA from Capsella rubella, 2181 nucleotides. RefSeq names its product meiosis-specific protein ASY2-like. NCBI's taxonomy places the organism in Eukaryota, Viridiplantae, Streptophyta, Magnoliopsida, Brassicales, Brassicaceae. The record is from RefSeq and is a predicted model, not a curated record. The transcript has 3 exons. Bases 1 to 2181 code for a protein of 726 amino acids.
AUGUCGACAUCGCACUCUCCGUCUGAUAGUGAGGUCGCACCACUAAUUCGUUCUAACACUCGUUCGAUGCGCCGUCCUAGCAAUGAGGCUUCCUCAUCUCGCCCCGUUCGGGCUUCCAUUCCCGAGCUAACUGAAAUUCCGAUCCGAGAUGGUAGGAAUAACGCCGCGACCGCCAUGGAAACCGGAGAGUCUUCUAAUCCCGUUCGCUCAAGGGGCGAGGAUCGCUUUGCCGCACCGGGCGUUUUCUUGAAUGAUAUCCAGCUUACCCUCGACCACAAAGGUCAGAUCGGUGGAAUUCCGACCUCUAGUACUGUGAGCAGCAUCAACGAGAUGCUCGACGUUUGCGGUUUGGGGAGAUCCGGGGUCAGUAUCCUGAUUCCGCAUGAGACUCAACGCCCAUGGACUCCUCCAAAGGGAUACAUCUGUCUGUACGAGAUGUACUUCACCCGCUGCCGCCUGUGGUUUCCUCUGCCCGAGCUCUUGUCCCAAUAUACUCAUCGCCGUAAGCUGGCGAUCUCUCAGCUCGCUCCGGCCAGUAUUUGUAACAUCGUUGGAGUACUGACCCUAGCGUCUGAGGUCGGUACAAGGGUUCCCGUCAUGUGCUUUGAGGAGAUGACGGUAUUGAAGAAAUCCAGGGUCGCCGGCAACUUCACCGUGAACAUGAGGGAGAAACAGAACGUCAUUCCCGGAACCCGAGUCAGCAAUUUCAAAGGCUGGGAAAAACGUUUCUUUUAUGUCCGAGCUGACUACCUCUCACUCGAAAAUCCUUUUGUUGGCUUACGCCGACGAUGGAAUAGUGAUCCGGAUCGCAUCCGAAACUUUUCUACCUUCCCAACGGAGUACUCCGGCAUUGUGGCAAGCCUGUUUAGCGGGGAGAAUCGAGUGUGGUACCAAUUUAGCCGAAAGCGAGUUGAAGAAGCGAUGGGAAGGAUCCCGAGAAAGUAUCCAAACUUCGCAGAGGAGCUGGCCAAAUCAUCAGGUACUUCGGUUACCGCCCUCCAGGCUCGUGAUGCCGAGCUCGUGGCACCAACGACAACGGCUAUGGAGGUCGCCGUAGUCGAACCGGCUUCCGGAGGAGAGAUCGCCCCUACUGAACCUGCGAUCGUGGAUCUGGAAGACGAUGGUGGAGGUGAGGGCGAGGUUCCCGGGCAGGAGGUCGUAACUGCCGAACAAGAGGUCGCUCUGUCUGAAGGAGACACGGCCGGGAGGAAGAAAAAGAAGAAGAGAAUCGACAAAGGCAAGGGCGUGGCUCUGGACUCUGGCAACCAGUCGAGCCGUAAGAGGUCGGCCGAAGCAGCUGACUUAGAGUCUUCUGAUCCUUUCCGAUUAACUCGGAAGGAUUCGAAGACAGACAAAUUCUGCUUCGACUACUUCGGAGAAAGCUUCGUAGCUGGCGAUCGUUACGCCUCGUCGAUCGCCUAUGGCAAUGCUCUCUUCUUCAAAUACGAAAAGAGGGUGAAGUCGCGCUCUACGGCGAAUCACGCCUUCUUGAUGAUGGAGAAAUGCGCCAAAGAGGCCCAGGACAAAGUGGCCAUGCUGCGGAAGCAAGUGGGAGGCUUGGAGGAACAGGCCAAGGUUCAAGAGGGAGUCGUCGCUUCCUUAGAGGAUACAAUUGCUGGCCUUCGGGCCGAGAAUGCGACCCUUGCUGCGGAGAAGGCGAAAGCCGAUGGCGACCUUCAGCUCCUUCAGCAAUUCUGCGAAUCCGAAUGCUGGCGACUUCGCCUAGAUCGGCAGGCUGUGGUUGAGCGCACGAGGAAGAAGGCCCAAGAUCGCCUAGAUCGGGUGAAGGCGUUCCUGGCCGAGCAAGAGGUCACUGUUCGUCCGAAGGAAGACCUGUUGAACCAGGCUCUUGGGGUCGAGGCUACGAUUGACAGGCUUGUCAAAGAGUGCCAUGCUCAGAUCACCGAGGAGGAAAUUGCCAAGAUCAAGGCGAAGAAAGUCGAGUGCAAGGAGGUUGCAGAUGCGCUUGACUAUCUCGUCCUCGACUCUGCCGACCUGAACAUGUCUCCGGACCAGCUCGGCUACGGUCUUCUUCGGCCUGAGGAUCCCGCUCCCAGAUCUAUCCGUGAGCCACAAGGAUCGAAUGCUGCAGCCUUUCAGGCCGACCUUCAAGCUCCUGACACCAAUGAUGACCCCCCUUCAGACCCGGGCAAUCCUGAAGAUGACGUUGAAGUCGUCUAA